AUGUCUGCCAUGAUUCGCACAAAGUCCAUGAGACGAUUGGAAAAUUUCGAUAUCUUAGGAUAUCCUUUUUGGAACGAGGCCGUAGACAGCAUUACGACUUCGGUUGAACAUCUGAACCUGGACGUCAAAGUACCCAAAGAAGUAUUCUCGAUGUCCUUGCACGAAGCUGUAAAGAACAACAACGUGAAGAUUACGGAGAAGCUGCUGAAGAAGAAAGCCGACGUGAAUAAGCGGAAUGAACGAAAAUUGAUGCCUCUUCAUGUAGCUGUAAUAAACAAAUCUCACGAAAUGGUAGAGCUGUUGCUACAAAACGGAGCCUUGGUUAACCCGAGCAGAGAGUCACCCGAAUCGAAGGCACCACUAUAUUUGGCUGUGGAGCAAAACUCUAUUGAAAUAGCUCGUCUCUUAUUAAAUAAUGGAGCUUUGGUCAAGAAAGCAACGACUGCAACGUAUACAGCGUUAAAAUUAGCACAAAAAAAUCGCAACAAGGCGUUGUGGAAGCUGCUGGCAAAGUUCGCCAUGAAGCAAGUAGGCGCAAAUUGUAGGGUGAAAAAACGCUCGAAAUGUAAAGUUGAGAUGAAAAAGUCCGAUUCGCUACUGGUUUCCGUAUUGAAUAAGAAUACGAAAUUAUGGCUGAAAAAUACGGACUGUUAA
Molecule: messenger RNA, 654 nt
Organism: Nasonia vitripennis (jewel wasp)
Lineage: Eukaryota; Metazoa; Arthropoda; Insecta; Hymenoptera; Pteromalidae
Product: ankyrin repeat domain-containing protein 7-like
Exons: 1
Coding region: 1-654 (217 amino acids)
Molecular function (GO): protein binding
Source: RefSeq, a predicted model, not a curated record